UGUGCGCUCGGAGCAGCUGUCGGUCGGAUAGUAGCUGUGGGUCCACACAGACACGGAGACAUGAUGGACGCACUGUGAUUAAUUCUUCUUUCAUGAGAAGCGCUCGUCGGAUUUCACUUUGCAGUAACGCCGCGGUCCGUGCAGGACUUCACGAACGUUUUGUCUCACGUGUGGCCCAGAGCGUGUUUCCACGAACCAGCAUGCUUUUAUCGCUGCCUUUGUUUGAUAUGAGACUGGAUUAGGAUCUCCGGCGGCGGACUCAACUGCCCGCUUUGGUCAAGAGAGAGGCUAAUUUACGCUGUAGCCUAACUUUUUUUCUCGGGGCAGGGAUGUCUCCGGCUCGGGUGGAUUACAUUGCGCCCUGGUGGACUUACUGGCUUCACAAUUUCCCUCAUAUCAACCUGAGGUUUCAGCCCAUUGACAACAGCUUCCAGCCUGAAGAGGAGAACUACCAGCAGUCUCUCAUAUUCCUGGGCUGUGUGGCGGCUGCAGGGCUCGGCCUCAACCUGCUCUGUCUGGCCAUCUACCUGAGCUGUUUGUGCUGCUGCCGCAAAGAUGAGGACGAGGAGAGCAAGAAGCCCAACUCCUGCUGCGUCACCUGGUCCGCUGUCGCUGCUGGCCUCAUCACAUGCGUUGCAGUGGGUGUGGGUUUCUAUGGCAACAGUGAGACCAACGAUGGCGUGUACCAGUUGACCUACUCCCUGUACAAUGCCAAUCACACGCUGGGCGGUGUGGACAGUCUGGUUACUGGCACCAUGGGCAGCAUGAAAAGCGGCUUGCACCAGCACCUCGCAAGGCUGGACGAAAUCUUCGCCACGCGGGGCGACUAUGUGCAGACCCUGCAGUUCAUGCAGCAGAUGGCUGACAACGUGAUCAAACAGCUGCUGGGACUGCCUGACUGGGCGGAGGCUAAAGUGGACCUGGCAUCCAUCGCUGAUCAAACGGCGAACAUAGAGUACUACAGGUGGCUCACCUACCUGCUGCUCCUCAUCCUGGACCUGAUCAUCUGCCUGCUGGCCUGUCUGGGCCUUGCCAAGCAGUCUCGCUGGCUGCUCACCACCAUGAUGGUGUUUGGAGUCCUGACCCUGGUCCUGAGCUGGACAUCUCUGGGAGCUGACCUGGCCACUGCUGUGGGCACAAGUGAUUUCUGUGUGUCCCCUGACAAGUACCUCAUGAGCCAGACAAAGAGUAUCGUCAGUGCUGAUAUUGUUCAUUACUACCUUUACUGUAACCAGACUCUCUCCAACCCCUUCCAGCAGCCUCUGACCAUCUUCCAGAGGUCCCUGACCACCAUGCAGAUCCAGAUCCAGAGUCUGCUGCAGUUUGCUGUACCUCUGUUCCCCACAGCUGAGGGAGACUUACUGGGUAUCCAGCAUUUGCUCAACUCCUCGGAGGCCAGUCUGCACCAGUUGACCGCCCUGCUGGACUGCAGGGGGCUCAAUAAGGACUACCUGGAUGCAAUGGUGGGGGUGUGCUAUGAUGGCGUGGAAGGUGUGCUCUACCUCUGCCUCUUCUCCAUCCUUGCAGCCUGUGCCUUCACUGUCAUGCUGUGUGCCAUUCCCAGGGCAUGGAGACAAAUUGCCUGCAGGGAACAAGAUUACGACGACAUCGACGAGGAGGACCCGUUCAACCCACGGGCGAGGAGGAUAGGCUCUCAGAACCCCAACCACACCAACAUGCACAGCUUCUGCAGCUACAGCAGCAGCAUGGGCAGCCAGAGCAGCCUGCACCCCCCCGCCCCCGCUGUCUCCAACGCCCCCAUGUCUGAAUACAUGAACCAGACCGCUCUGUUUGGUGGAAAUCCACGGUACGAGAACGUGCCUCUGAUAGGACGAGGAUCUCCACCACCUUCGUACUCCCCCAGUAUGAGGGCCACCUAUCUGUCCAUGACCGAGGAACAGAGUAGACACUUUGGGAACGACUUCCAAGCAUAGACUUCUUUAUGUGUCCAAGGAGGGAAACAGCAUCACAUACACAAACACACACACACACACGCUCAACAAGAGAGAGGUGUGUGGCUUUUCCAAGCAUCACAAAGAACAGUGUAACAUCUAGUUUGUCCAGGACUCCAGCCUGUGCAGACUCAGGACAAUAGAACCAUAUCUGUACUGUUCUCCAUGUGUUGUACACUCAUAAAUGAUUGAUUUCCCUUUGCUGCCCCAAGACCUUUGUUAAACAACUUAACCUGCUCUUAAUCUGUUGUGUUCCUUGGCUACCUGACACAAGUUUCGAAAUAUGAACUGUAUAAAUCAGCCGUAUCAUCACACAUGGAGGGGGGGGGGGGGGGGGGGGAGAAGGUGUGAUGACAGAUGAUUGAUUAUUCUGAUAAAACAAGUGAUAGAAGUAAUGCUGAGGAUUCAUUUGUCACUAGAGUAAAACUAAACAACAUGUAAGAAAAAAGAAUUUGAAAUUUGUCUCCUGUUAAAUGAAAUGUUAAAUGUUUCCUUCUACAACCCUUCAAAGCUUUUAAAAUGAGGUGUGAAUUACUUUUGACAGCUUACAUUCAGGUCUCCAAAGAGGAAAAUGUGAACAUGACAGCUGAUGUAAACUUGCCAUAAUAUUUUCUACGCAUUAGGCUUCAUGCUUGAUAUUUGUGAAGCACAAACUCAGCACACAGCAGGAGGUACUGCUGAGAUAUCAUUUAUUUACAUCCAUACACAGACACACCUGUGAGUGAAGCUUUAUGUUUCUAAGUCUCCGGAGACGAGACAACAACUUCUGUAAAUAGGUUGUACAUUAACAGACUGGUGUCUUAUUCUGAUUUGAUUUUGUUUAAACAAUGUGCCAUUUUUUAUAUAUUUUUUCUAGUUUUGUGUGGCGAUGUCACAUAGGAUCACUCUUUUUCUUUUGUAUUUUCUAAAGGGCCAUUAAUUCAUAUUUUUUGCAUAUCUAAUUCAACUAAUACGAUAAAGUUGUCAUUUCUGCCGUAACUUGGGAAUCUGUGCUGCUCUAACUGUAAUUAAUGAGAAUAUUCAGGUAAUUAUUUUCAUCAAAACAACCUCUCCAAACAGUGCAUGUUUGGAUUGACUAACAAUGGUUUUCUGUAGAGAUUUAAUACAUGCAGUGUCAUUUAAUGAUAAUGAUUUUGUUAAGUGUUGUUUCUUUCUGCAUGUUACACUGCGGGCACUGAGAGCGGUGCUUCAUUUUGUGUGUGACCUCAGACUGUGGGGUCUACGUGUGAGUUGAAUAAACCAGUUUUGAGUACA
Molecule: messenger RNA, 3206 nt
Organism: Toxotes jaculatrix (banded archerfish)
Lineage: Eukaryota; Metazoa; Chordata; Actinopteri; Toxotidae
Gene: ttyh2
Product: tweety family member 2
Exons: 14
Coding region: 330-1934 (534 amino acids)
Cellular component (GO): plasma membrane
Molecular function (GO): volume-sensitive chloride channel activity; intracellularly calcium-gated chloride channel activity
Source: RefSeq, a predicted model, not a curated record